CGUUUGCCAUCGAUGAUGCGGAAAGAGUGCCACACGAUUUCUUCCUGUCCGAUGGUUGUGGGAGUCUGCUAAACCUUUUGCGAGAUGAACAGCGUUGGGGAAGGCUGCACCGAGCUCAAGCGGGAAUACGACCAUUGUUUUAACCGCUGGUUCGCUGAGAAGUUCCUCAAGGGUGACCGCAGUGGCGACCCCUGCUCUGAAAUGUUCAAAAAGUAUCAGCAAUGUGUGCAGCAAGCCAUUAAGGACAAGGACAUACCUGUUGAUGGGAUAGAAUUCAUGGGGCCCAACAAAGAGAAACCAGAAAGCUGAUGUGAAGGCUCCUGUGCUGCUGGACUCCACUGAGACAAGGAAGGAGAAGCAGAACUCCUUAUCAUUUGAUGGUGACCUUGUAUCUUUUGCUGGAUGGAUGGAUGUUGUGUAUGUGUGUGUGUGCCUCUGGGAAUACCCUGAGCAGGUACGCUAAUUUAAGACAUUUUUUUUUUUAAAAGUGUAAUGGCAGUGAUGUCCAAUGCUGAUAAUGGUCUACAUAACAUUUGAACACUAAUGUCACCAACUCGCCUUGGACAAACAAAAUGAAGCCACAGACCUCAGAACAUCAAAUGUCAAAAUUAUUUGGGAUCAUUUGUUGGAGAAACCAUCAUAACACAGAUGCCAAAUGUACCCCUGUGUGGAGGGGGUGGCAGGGGGAGCUUCCAGUGCAUAUCAGCUACACACACAACAACCAGUGUUAAAGUGGUCAAGUUAUGGAAAUCAUUCCCCACCACUAUUUGUGUUCUGAAUCAUUUCUUGAAAUUCUCUUUUACAUCACGAGAUUUCAUGUGACAAGAGGUAACCAAAGAAGAGCUUGUAUGUGUGCUUGGUCCUGGCCUCUGGACAGAUGUGCCUCCUCACAGACAGGCCUUUUCAGAAUCCUGUCCUGACUGUUGGCUGUAUUUUCUAUUGCUAUUAAGCUUGUAAUGCCAGCUGCUGCUACUUGGAGGUUCUCAGUUUUUUAGCUUUUGGUCUUGCUGUGGACUACACAAAAUAGUAAUGAUGGAAUGCAUGGCUGAAAGGUCCUUUCCUAUGGUGUUACAUGGUCCUUUUAUUUUUUAUUUAAUUAUGUUUGAGCUGUGUAUCAUGCAAACAGUCCUCCAAUGUUUUAUUCUAAUGUUUACAAUAAAUUCUGGCAAAUAA
Molecule: messenger RNA, 1173 nt
Organism: Polypterus senegalus (gray bichir)
Lineage: Eukaryota; Metazoa; Chordata; Cladistia; Polypteriformes; Polypteridae
Gene: triap1
Product: TP53 regulated inhibitor of apoptosis 1
Exons: 2
Coding region: 85-309 (74 amino acids)
Source: RefSeq, a predicted model, not a curated record